Tachysurus vachellii is the source of this 4456-nucleotide messenger RNA. RefSeq names its product toll-like receptor 9 (gene tlr9). Bases 100 to 3300 code for a protein of 1066 amino acids. Gene Ontology annotation, molecular function: pattern recognition receptor activity; protein binding. Gene Ontology annotation, biological process: positive regulation of interleukin-6 production; defense response to virus; canonical NF-kappaB signal transduction. The record is from RefSeq and is a predicted model, not a curated record. The transcript is spliced from 2 exons. Gene Ontology annotation, cellular component: plasma membrane. NCBI's taxonomy places the organism in Eukaryota, Metazoa, Chordata, Actinopteri, Siluriformes, Bagridae.
GAAUAUUUUCACUUCUGUAAAUGCAUGAAUGACAGCUAUGUGAAGCUGUCUUUUCUUCGAUUAAUUCCUCAUCUGUAAAAGCCAAAUCUACAAGUAAAGAUGCAGAUGCUCUGGGUCAUGUUUGGGACUGGAUUGUACCUGUUUUUCGUACUGGAUCAACUGCGUUUGGUCAAAACAAUGAACCCUAAAUUCUACCCUUGUGACAAUAACACGGACAGCGAUGGAAACAUACAUUUAGACUGCAAGCACAGAGACCUCACGGGCAUCCCUAAAUUUAAGUCCCCUUUUAUCAUCUCAUUAAACCUGGACGAAAAUCGUAUACAUCAAGUAAAAAGUGAUGAUUUCUCAGGUAUUCCAAAUCUUCAACAUUUAAGUUUGAUGUGGAAUUGUUUGCCUGGUCGCCUCAAAGCACUGAAAUUACCUUCAUGCCAAGUGAUUAUUGACCAUGAUGCUUUUGUUAAUCUAAAGAACCUGGCAUUUCUUCAACUGGCAGGAAAUAGCCUCAAGACAAUUCCUCUUCUACCUAAGCAUCUUGAGGUUUUGGGAUUAGAAUUUAACAAUAUUUUCCGGAUUGAACAACCUCUAGGUACACCAUUUCUCAAACAACUGCUUCUUGCCAAAAAUUGCUACUAUGCCAACCCCUGUAAUGGAAUAUUUUUCAUUGAUCAAAGGGUGUUUCAGGAUUUAACUAAGCUUCAGAACCUCACCCUUGGCUUUAAUAAUAUCACCUCUAUUCCCAUGCAACUGCCACCCUCACUGGAAAGUCUAGACCUGAAAGAAAACAUGAUUACAGAGAUUCAGGAACACUCUUUUACAAACCUAACUAAACUCAGUUUCCUUAACCUGGAAUGGAACUGCCAAAGGUGUGAUCAUGCAGCUAACCCUUGUAUUCCUUGCCCAAAUAAUUCAUUAGUCCUGCAUCACAAAGCCUUUUUUGAGCAGAGAGACUCUCUUGUUAACCUUAGUCUACGGGGAAACUCAAUCUAUUCCAUUCCUAGAAAUCUUUUUGCACAUCUAAAGAAACUGAAGACGCUUGACCUCUCUGAAAAUCUCCUUGCCUUCAGCAUCCAAAAUGGUACAUUUUAUGAGGAACUCCAGGGUGUUGUUUCCCUGAACCUUCUCUAUAACUAUAUACCUCAGAAAAUCUUUUCAGAGCUGAUACUGUCACCCUCAAUUAGCAAAAUGAAGUCCUUGAGGAAGCUUCAUUUAAGUGGUCUUUUCUUUCAUCGGUUGUCUAACAAUAGCCUUGAGCCUUUGUUCAACCUACCACAACUUGAGUAUCUGGACCUGAGCUUGAACUUCAUUAAUUCUUGCAAUUUAACUGCAUUUAACCAGAUGAGAUCCUUGAAAAAGGUUGUGCUUUCACAGAACAUGCUAACUAUCAACCCAUACUACACAGAAAGCUCUAAUAUAGCCCUGACCCCAGAUGGAUAUGAGAAAUAUGACCACCAGCAGCUUCAAGACAUGCCUGCAUUCGAGUCAAAGCUCCAGAUGAACUUUUUGCACUGCACUGAUGAAGAAUGUCCAAAACGUUUUUCCAUGUGGUAUUUCCAAAAGUGUUACUGUUAUAGAAAACUCUUUUUUGACCUAUCAAAAAACAAUAUCCCAUUUUUGAAUGUAAGUACUUUCAAAGGAAUGGAGAAAACAGUUUGCUUGGACCUGUCUUAUAACUAUAUGAGUCAAGCUUUAAAUGGCCAACAGUUCCAUCCUCUUAGCAAACUGGUAUACCUCAACAUGGCACACAACCGUAUUGACCUUUACUUUAAAGAAGCAUUUGAGGAGCUAAGGAGCACACUUAAGGUUCUUGAUCUCAGCAACAAUGAAUUCCAUUUUCACAUGAGUGGAAUAGGGCACCGCUUUAAUUUCAUACAGAACUUGACUUCACUUGAAGUUCUUAGUUUAGCAAACAAUAACAUUGGUAUGCGAAUAUCUAACAUUAUUAAUAGCACAUCUUUAAAAUGUUUGUUGUUCUCUGGAAAUCGUUUGGACAUCAUGUGGGACACCAGAGGAGAUCAGUACAUACGAUUCUUUCAGGGGUUGACAAACCUUACAUACCUGGACAUUUCAGACAACCAGCUUAGAUCAUGUUCCCCCCAAGCCAUAGUUAACCUUCCUCUAAGUAUCCGUGUGCUCAGGAUGGACUCAAACCUAUUGAAUUACUUUCCCUGGCCAAAUAUCUCAGUUCUUAGUCAACUAUGCUAUCUGAACCUCAGUGGAAACUAUCUUUCUAACUUACCAGACAUUGUUAUUCACUUUGGCAAUAAACUUAGAAGCCUGGACCUCAGUCACAACCGACUAAGUGCAAUUCCAGAGUCUUUCUUUAGUCAGGCAACAGGUCUUAAAGAACUCAUGCUCAAUCACAACCAGUUGAAGAUCUUAGUGAUGCAUGCUGUUCCCCCAUUAUUACAGAAUGGUAACACCAGUUGUACCAAUGCCAAGACCUCCUGCAAGCUAACACUGCAUGCUAACCCAUUUACAUGUAGCUGUGCCACUUCCUGGUUUACUGAGUUUCUGCGAAAAAGUCCUGUGGAUAUUCCACACCUCACUACAGAUGUUCGCUGUGGUUUUCCUGAAUCGCUUACAGGAGUAAAUGUCCUUUCUAUUGACCCUCGCUCCUGCCAGGAGAUAUUUGGCAGUGUUUCUUUUAUCUUUACAUUCCUUAUUACUAUUGCAGCAACUGCAAUCCCCCUUUUAAGGCAUCUAUAUGGUUGGGACCUGUGGUACUGUUUCCAGAUAUUAUGGGCAGGACACAAGGGUUAUACUCCACUUCAAGGAAACAACAUGAGCAACCAACAUGAUGCAUUUGUGGUUUUUGAUACAAAGAAUAAUGCAGUGAGAGAUUGGAUCUAUAAUGAGAUGUUGAUUAACUUGGAAAGCAGAGGAAGAUGGAAAUUCCGGCUUUGUCUGGAGGAACGGGACUGGGUACCGGGAGUACCAUGCAUUGAGAAUCUGCACAAUUCUGUGUACAACAGCAGGAAAACAGUGUUUGUGCUGACUAACCAGGGUGGCUGUGCUUCUUUGAAUGGGGUAAUAAAGCAAGCUUUUCUUUUGGUCCAGCAGAGAUUACUGGAUGAGAAAGUGGAUGUUGCAAUUGUAGUCCUCCUGGAUCCUCUUUUCCCCAAGCUCAAAUACCUGCAGAUGAGAAAGAGACUCUGCAGAAAGUCGGUUCUCUCCUGGCCUAAGAACCCUCGAGCCCAGCCUCUCUUCUGGAAUAACUUGCAUAUUGCUUUAGCAUCUGACAUAGUGAGAUCCUAUAAUAAAAAAGUCACAGAAAGCUUCCUAUCUAAUGAUAUUCUCUAAAAGAGGCACCAAGAUGUGAUGUUUACCCUAAACAUACUAAGAAAUUCAGAAGGCCUGUUCAUUUAACAAAACAUGUUUUGUUUAUUUAUAUACACUGAAUAUGUGAAAUCAAAACUACCUGCAAAAAUUAAUUUAAUUGUUUCUUCGAGACAUUACUGACAGUGAUUGUUUAUUGGCAUCAAACAAAGGUGUAUGACUGUCGCAGCUCAUCUCGGAGGCAGGACUGCACUAUGUACCAGAUGCCAGUCCAUCGCAUGCCACCUAAAGCGAUGAUUUAUAGAGCCAGUCCACCUACUGGCUUGUUUUAAUAGUUGGAAAAACAAAUGUGGUAUUUGGAUGAAAUCUACAUGAAGCAAAUUCAAAAUGCCUAAAACCAAAAAUUGUGAGGCUCCAUAACUACCUAUGUAUGUUUCAUGAUUUUGUAAAAUGUUGCCUCCCUUUUUUCUUUUUAUAAUUAAUAUUGUGCCUCACUGAUACCAUAAUUGUUUUUGCAUAUGCCUGGAAAGGGUUUGCCAGCUUUAUAGCAACAUCAUGUACUAUAAAUGUAAUAUAUGUACAUAUAUAGAACUUAAAGUGAUGAUAAAUCGGUAAUUUACAGCUUUCUGUAUGUUCUAAUGCAUUGUUAAGAUCUUUUUAUCUUGAGUGUAUUUAGUCUUUUUUUUAAAUAGGCUGAUCCUUUCUAUAAUUCUUUCUGUGGAAACUUUUUAAAGAAUAAAUCACAUGUAACAAUCUUAAUAAUUAACUCAUGUACUAUACACAUGUACUAUUGUCAAGCUGGAUAUUAUCCACUAGGGGUGCUAUUAACACUUAAAUAGCAAAGACAAUUGUUAUGGUCUCUUGGAAUUGUUAUUUUGUAUCCGGAUUUGCUAUUUUGUUUCGCACUUCCUGGCCACCCUACGUUACCCAUUGUUUAGCUACCUAACUUUAAGUUCAGCUUAAUCUAACCACAUUUUACUAGGGUGUAUCACUAAUAUAAUUGCACGUUGCAUGUCAACUAGUCCUGGAUUCUCCAACAUAUCACAGUGUAUAUCCUUUCAAACCAUGGCUCUCUUUUUGAAAUCACAGAUGUCUACUGCUCAGGCACCUCUCACAUUUGCGCUCACCUGCAGUAAGGCAGUUGGACUUGAUGAUGAAAACAUAAACCCAAUAGAAAUCA